UGUGUUGUUACUUAAUAUUAGUAUUGAUUGAGGUAUGGCUACUAAUGUAUCUAUUUUCAUGAGUUCCUCAAGUGAUAUUAUUAAGAGUAAUAGUGAAAUGCUUGAAAAGUUUUAUUUUAAAUGCAAAUAAAGGAAAUCUAUUUCAAAAUCACAAAUACCAUUUGAUGAACUGUGUUGGACAUCUUUUACCAUAACAAUGAUUUGUUCUGUGCUUACUCCAAUGGAUUUGUACAGAUACUUAGUGGAAAUUGGAUUUAUUGAUACCAGUGUGUCAUCGUAUUGUCUUCAGUGUUCUGGGCAACUAACAUUGAUUCCUUCUACUACUGUCAUUGAUGGUUGCCAACUGAAAUGUAAUAAUAGAAUUGGAGUUAAUGGUAGUACUAACAAAACAAAGUUGUGUUCUAAAAAAUUUACUAUUAGAAGAUAUUCUUGGUUUCACAAAUCUCAUCUAACGAUUCAUCAGAUCUUAACACUAACGUAUUAUUGGUGGAGUGAAAUUUCUCAGAAGUAUGUGGAAAAUGAUCUGGAUUUAGCUCAUGGAACUCCCAUUGAUUGGUACAAUUUUUGCCGUGAAGUUUCGGAAGAUGUAGUAAUUAACAAUUCUGAAAAGAUUGGUGGCUUUGGUAUUACGGUAGAAAUAGACGAAUCGAAAUUUGGCAAAAGAAAAUAUAAUCGAGGCAAAAGGGUAGAGGGAGUAUGGGUUUUUGGUGGAGUAGAAAGAAUAUCUGGAAAAUGUUUUCUUGUAGCAGUGAGUGAUAGAUCGGCAACUACAUUAUUGGAUGUAAUCAAAGAAUGGAUUCUACCUGGUUCUAUCAUUAUAUCUGAUUGCUGGAAAGCAUAUGACAAAAUAGAGGAACACAAUAACUACAUUCAUCUGAAAGUUAAUCAUAGCUUGCAUUUUAAAGAUCCAGAAAAUGGAGCACAUACCAACCAAAUAGAGGGUAAAUCAAUUUAUAUUUAGUCUGAUUAGUAAUAAGUUAUUGUUUUUUUCAGGA
Messenger RNA from Daphnia magna, 995 nucleotides. RefSeq lists its product as uncharacterized. The record is from RefSeq and is a predicted model, not a curated record. The transcript has 5 exons. NCBI's taxonomy places the organism in Eukaryota, Metazoa, Arthropoda, Branchiopoda, Diplostraca, Daphniidae. The coding region runs from base 197 to 961 and encodes 254 amino acids.